AUGGCAGGUUCCCCGCGCCAGCUUGUUAACAUGCCUGAGGAGUAUGAAGAUGGUGUCCUAGACUAUGGAUUCGACGGCGGAAACGUUGUGCCUUGGGGCCCUCCUGAGCGUGGCGAUACUCCAGACGAACCGAAAAAUGAGUCUGAGGACGGUUUUGACGAUUCUGACGAUUCUGUCUUCGACUCAGAUGGUGGAAAUGUUGAACCUCAUGGAGCCCUGUCCGAGCGUUCUGUGCCUGAAUAUCCCGACUACAACCCUCCCACCAUCCGAACUGCAACCAACCAGCCCCUUACUGCGCUCCAAUCCUUGCAGCUGGAAAUGGUUAUGUACGACGCCUACUACGCAGUCGAGCCUGACUCAGAGUGGAUGCCCACCACCAACUACGACCCUUCCGCCAUCCGAACCGCAACCAACCAACCGCUUACCGCGCUUCAGUCCCUGCAGCUGGAACAGGUUAUGUACGACGCCUACUACGCAGUCAAGCCUGACUUAGAGUGGGUGCCCACCACCAAGUACGAAGCAACGACGACGACGACCUUCCAAGGAGAUCACCAAUCCCACAUCGCAUCGUUCCCCUUCUUCAACUUACCUCUCGAGCUCAGGCAGAACGUCUACGGCUGGAUCCACCUCAUGAAUCCAAUCAAGCUACGGCAAUUAACGCCGCGACUUGUCACGAGCUACCAGCACUGUACGAAAUACUUCACGCCCUGGUAUAGUCCAAAAGCCCUUGAGGUCCCCGGCGCCGUGCCUGGUAUCAUCGCCAACACGCCGGAAGGUGCAGCGUCAUCACCAUCAUACCUCCUCUCCUCCGACCGUCCCUUCGCCGGGCUUCCCACGGCACUGCUUCAGGCCAACAGGCAGACGUACUUGGAGUGCCGAGCGCUGCCCUUCGAGGCGAACGAGUUUCUGUUCUGCAUCUGGAAAUCCUCGGGCCUGUUCGCUGCGGGGUCAUUCCUCAAGGACCUGCGUCCGUGGCAGAGAGAAGCUAUGCGCUUUGCGCGCCUGGAGCUACUGACUAGCGACUUGACGGGGGGUGAUGCGCAAUGGAACGAGCUGUGCGAGGACUGGGGUCUGGGCCUGGUUGAGUUGCGACUCAAAAUCUCUCACAGUCAACGCCUGGCCGGAACAAGACCCCUUCCGUGGAUCAAGAACGCGAAGGGAGUCACUCAGCCUUGCAUCGAAGACGGUCUGAAACUGAUGAAAAGGCUUCGAUAUCUUGAGGUCGAGAGGGAGUACAAGCACCGCGACCACAAGAAGCAACUGGAGUGGUGCAAAAACCUGAGUGAAGCACUGAGCGAGGACAAGACAGAUGCGGACUGGCGCGUGGAAGUUACCUAUGUCGAAUCGACAGAAGCUUGA
Molecule: messenger RNA, 1359 nt
Organism: Anthostomella pinea
Lineage: Eukaryota; Fungi; Ascomycota; Sordariomycetes; Xylariales; Xylariaceae
Source: the annotation of a GenBank genome assembly